Molecule: messenger RNA, 228 nt
Organism: Heterostelium album PN500
Lineage: Eukaryota; Evosea; Eumycetozoa; Acytosteliales; Acytosteliaceae
Exons: 1
Coding region: 1-228 (75 amino acids)
Source: RefSeq, a predicted model, not a curated record
AUGAGAGUUAUUAUAACUAAUGGUCCAAGUGGAGCUGUCGAAUUUGCAAUUUCAUUUUCUUCUUCACUUUUCUUCUCAUAUAUUCUUUAUCCAACUUCUGUCUCACUUUCAACUAACUUCUUAUUCUCUUUCAACCAACCUUCUAGCCUUACUUUCAGAGCUGAGCUUCUCUUACAUUCAUCAUUUGGUUUUUUAAACAUCUUUUCUCCAAACAACUAUUUGCCUUAA